UUUCAUUAUAUUUUUUCUCAGUAAAGAUGAAUUAUGACAGUUAGACAACUGCAGUCCCAUGCUUUCCCCUUUAAAGACUAUGUCGACGCGUCAUUGGCCGGUUGAUCCGGACGUCAUUGGGAUAGCCACUUUCUGUGGUUUUUGAGAACCAUUAAAAUGGGAUGAAAUUACCUCGUCUACAAAUGCAUAAAAUACUCGCUUCCGAGGAAUGGUACGUUCGCCAGGCGGUCCAAAAACGAGAUUAACCGAACAGGUGGACAUCGACCACAACCCAUUGUUGACGCAACGUAUUUCCCAGAAUUAUCGCCCGUGUGUCCCUCCCUCGCCCCCUCAGUGAGCAGGAGCAAAAGGGAGUGGAGGAGAGGAGGAGCUGGGGAGAGGGACAGGGAGAAGAGGAGUGUCUGUGGCGUCUGUCGCUCAGUUCCGCGAGAGCUGAGACGGGCCAGUCAUGAAGGACUCUGUGUUCAACUGCUGUUUUCUCCCGCCUCUUCCUCCAGGAGAGGAGGCGGAGAGAACCCGGCGCCCGAGAAAUAUGGCCGCCGCCCCAACCUCCUCCUCCCCCUCCUCCCCGCCCCCUCCUGACAAGCGCUUCCUCAUCUUCUUCGACUUCGACGAGACCAUCGUGGACGAGAGCAGCGAUGACGUGGUGGUGCAGGCAGCGCCGGGGCAGAAGCUUCCGGGCUGGCUGAAGGACAGCUACCGGCCGGGGCACUACAACGAGUACAUGCAGCGCGUGCUGGCCUACAUGGCCGAGCAGGGCGUGUCCGAGGCCGCCAUCCGCGCCGUCAUCGAGGGCAUCCCCGCCUCGCCGGGCAUCCUGGCGCUCUUCCACCACCUGCGCGGCCAGGCGCGGGACUUCGAGAUCGUCCUGGUGUCCGACGCCAAUGCCUUCUUCAUCGAGGCCUGGCUGCGCAAGGCCGGCGCCUGCCAGCUCUUCGCCAAGAUCUUCACCAACCCGGCGGCGUUCGACGGGGCGGGCCGGCUGCGGCUGGGGCCCUACCACUCGCAUGCGUGCCUCCGGUGCCCCGAGAACAUGUGCAAGCAGGCCAUCGUGCGCGAGUACCUGGCCCGCCGGGCCGCCGAGCGGGGCCGGCCCUUCCAGCGCGUCUUCUACGUGGGCGACGGCGCCAACGACUUCUGCCCGUCGCUGGUGCUGGGUCCGCGGGACACGGCCUUCCCGCGCCGGGACUACCCCAUGCACGCGCUCAUCGGCCAGCUGCACGAGGCGCGGCCCGGAGACUUCCAGGCCGCCGUGGUGCCCUGGGAGAGCGGGGAGGACGUGGUGGCCCGGCUCCAGAGGUUGGCCGAGGAGCGCUGAAGCCUGGCAGCCAGACAUGACCUCUGACCCUGGCUGACACGCGCUAUACACACACACAUACACACAUACACAUAUACACACACACAUACACGCACACACACACACACACACACACACACAGUCUGCGGAAGCACAAUCAUGGAACACAGGUACACAGAGAAUACCUCACACGGACAAGGGGUAGGACACUCAGCUAUUUAUAGAAAAUAUCCAUCUGCAUAUAGAUGUGUCCGUACAGUAAAUAUAAAUAUUAUUAUACCUGCAUACGCACACUCUUUCAUAAACACAAACACCCUCAUGCUUACACAGGCCCCAACCAUCCCCCCCCCCCCCCCAGCCAGUUGAUCUGGACCACCUUCUCCCCACGCCCUCACCUCAAUGGCAUGUCCACCGCUUCUCACACUUACAGUACACUCAAAAUGGACUGGAGAGGCAAGAGUAGCUCUGCCCUGGACCAAAGCUCAGCACAGCAGGAAACUAACCGGUAUUAAAUGUGCAUUCUGCACGGUUUACGGCCCUCUUCUGGCCAAUUAUAACUCAGGCAACCACUCACUGACCAAUGGCAACUCACCAUCCUGCAUGGUGUCUCAGAACCCAAAGCUUCAGUACUCUGAAGACAGAAUCGCUCUCAAGUCUGUGCUAAAAGGACUGGUGACCUCAACGAACCUGAAAUGCUCCACCUAACCAGCAAACCCAGGAGUGCAUGCCCUAAUAUUAUACUUAGUGAUUAUUCUGAAUGAAUAGCCAAACAGUAGAGUUUUAUAAAAAGGGCUGUCGCAAGUAAUCUUAGUAAAGAUCUGUACUGCCUGAGGCCGACUGUACCUCUUCAGCUUUUGGAUCCUGUUCAUUUGAUCGCCAUAAAUAAGUCUACACUGCUAGUAUUGCUUAAAAUUAUUUUUCAAAGCUAUAAUGAAAUUGAGACUUUAGCAACUCUAAAAACAUUUUCACAAAAGUAGUUUUUCUAAUAGCAUAAUUAACUAUACAGUCAGGUUAAUGCAUAGGGUUAAUGUGAAUGUAGCGGACCCAUAGAACUAAUUUUGUUGUCGCGAGUCGCCACCUGCAGUCUGACAACAGCCAUUACAUUCGGAUCAAAGUGUGGAACCUGUAUGGUGCUUCUCGGCUUCCAAUUCUACCUUGAUUUAAUAAUCCUCAAGCUGACACACUUUGACGCAUGGGGGCUGCAUGAGCAUGAUUCUGCUGUUUGCGUUUCAACCCCGAAAGCAUUUCUUCUUUGUGUGAGUACAUUAUACUGUAACAGUAUAUCCUUGUGACCAGCAAUAAGACCUUGGUGUCCAAAAGGACCAAGUGAAAUGACUCACAUCUGAUAAUUUGCCUCUUUUUUGUCAGUGCUACAUUUUAAAGAAUUGUAUAAGUUUUUAUCAAUGUCUGCUUUUCAAAAGUGAAACUAUUCAUGUAUGCGCAUUUUUCCUUUAUCAACAGGAAUAUAAAGCCAUAAAAAACUGGU
Messenger RNA from Anguilla rostrata (American eel), 2783 nucleotides. RefSeq names its product phosphoethanolamine/phosphocholine phosphatase 1 (gene phospho1). The coding region runs from base 449 to 1318 and encodes 289 amino acids. The record is from RefSeq and is a predicted model, not a curated record. NCBI's taxonomy places the organism in Eukaryota, Metazoa, Chordata, Actinopteri, Anguilliformes, Anguillidae. The transcript has 3 exons. Gene Ontology annotation, molecular function: phosphatase activity.